Sorex araneus (European shrew) is the source of this 15921-nucleotide messenger RNA. It is a transcript of the gene KMT2C, whose product is annotated as lysine methyltransferase 2C. The transcript has 61 exons. The record is from RefSeq and is a predicted model, not a curated record. Gene Ontology annotation, cellular component: nucleus; MLL3/4 complex. NCBI's taxonomy places the organism in Eukaryota, Metazoa, Chordata, Mammalia, Eulipotyphla, Soricidae. Gene Ontology annotation, biological process: positive regulation of transcription by RNA polymerase II. Bases 58 to 14220 code for a protein of 4720 amino acids. Gene Ontology annotation, molecular function: histone H3K4 methyltransferase activity; histone binding; transcription coactivator activity.
CCGGCCGCCACCGCCGCUGCCCGCCCGGCGCCGCCCGCGCCCGGGCCGCGGAGCGCCAUGUCGUCGGAGGAGCCCCGCGCCGAGCCGCCCGAGGAGCCGUGCCCGGCGCCCAGCCCCGCCGCAGACAAAAGACCGCGGGGCCGGCCGCGCAAAGAUGGCGCCGCCCCGGGCCCGCGCGCCCGCAGGAAGCCUCGAAGUAGAGGAAAAACUGCGGUGGAAGAUGAAGAUAGUACGGAUGGGCUGGAGCCAGCAGAGACAGAGAACGUUGUGGAAACAGAAAUCAAAGAGCAGUCUGCCGAGGAGGACGCCGACGCCGAGGUGGACGGCUGCAGGCGGCCCGCCCUGGGCCUGCCACGCGCGGGGGCCGAGGAGCCCGCCAGCUCCCUGGUGUCUGUCGGAGUGGAAGCCAAAAUCAGCGAGCAGCUCUGCGCCUUCUGCUACUGCGGCGAGAAGAGCUCCCUGGGACAAGGAGACCUGAAGCAGUUCCCGGUGACCCCCGGCUUCCAGCCGUCCCUCCGCAAGGACCUGGAGGACAGCAGCGCCGGCGAGAAGAUGCCCAGCCCCCCGGCCCGGCGGCCCCGAGGCCCCAGGAAAGAACCGUCCCCUGCGCAGCGCCCGGCGCCGUGCGUGAGUGUCAGCACCCAGACGCCCCCCGAGGACCAGGCCGGGAAGCUGUGGGACGAGCUCAGCCUGGUGGGCCUGCCCGACGCCAUCGACGUCCGCGCCUUGUUUGACCCCACAGGCACCUGCUGGGCUCACCACCGCUGUGUGGAGUGGUCACUGGGCGUGUGCCAGGUGGAGGAGCCUCUCCUGGUGAACGUGGACAAAGCUGUCGUCUCAGGGAGCACAGAGCGAUGUGCGUUUUGCAAGCACCUUGGAGCCACCAUCCGCUGCUGUGAGGAGCGCUGCACCCAGAUGUACCAUUUCCCGUGCGCCGCCAGCGCCGGCACCUUCCAGGACUGCAGGCACUUCUUCCUCCUCUGCCCCGACCACAUCGACCAGGCUCCGGAGAGAUCCAAGGAAGACGCCAACUGUGCCGUGUGUGACAGCCCCGGGGACCUCCUAGACCAGUUCUUCUGCACCACUUGUGGUCAGCACUACCACGGGAUGUGCCUGGACAUAACCGUCACUCCGCUGAAGCGCGCAGGCUGGCAGUGCCCCGAGUGCAAAGUGUGCCAGAACUGCAAACAAUCGGGAGAAGACAGCAAGAUGCUGGUAUGUGACACGUGUGACAAAGGUUACCACACCUUCUGCCUUCAGCCAGUCAUGAAGUCCGUGCCCACCAACGGCUGGAAAUGCAAAAAUUGCAGAGUCUGUGUCGUCUGUGGCACACGGUCCAGUCCCCAGUGGCACCACAAUUGCCUGGUAUGUGACAGCUGUUACCAACAGCAGGAUAACCUGUGUCCUUUCUGUGGGAAGUGCUACCAUCCAGAGUCCCAGAAGGACAUGCUGCACUGUAACAUGUGCAGGAGAUGGGUUCAUUUAGAAUGUGACAAACCAACAGAUCAUGAACUGGAUUCUCAGGUCAAAGAAGAAUACAUCUGCCUGUAUUGUAGACACCUAGCGGCUGAGAUGGACCCUUUCCAGCCGGGUGUCGGCCUGGACAUGACGGGAAUCCCCUCAGAUUAUAGCAAUGACAUGGAAGUAGACGGCCCCGAGGACCAGGCGGUGCUCCUGAGGCGCGCGCUCGGCGAGGACGCCGUCGCUGGUCACGUGGCCGGGCAGGAGGCCGCGCCUGGAAUUGUUCCAGAUGCAGUGCAGGUCCCCGUGGGAGAGCAGCUCGGGAGAGAAGGACCGCUGACCCUCGGCCCUGCUGCUGAAUCAUCUCAAGACGAAAUGAAUCCUGAGUUGGAAAACCAGACUUCUCACGAAGUGGCUGGUGAGCGAGUGGGCGUGUCCCCUCACGCUGAGCCCGUGUGUCCCGGCGACCAGAGUGAGAACAAGAUGGAAGUGACAGAAAACUUGGAAAUCUUCGGGCACCAGAUUGUACCGCAACACGGGGAGCUGAGCUCGUCCGAGGCCCCGCGGACGGUGGCCCCCGCCGAAGCACCAAGGCCUCCCGAAGCUGCCGCGGCGGACCCGCCGGAAGCCCCCGGGGCCCCGUGCGGCGACAGGGCUGCCGUGUGCUCCCAGGACCCACCGGCACCUGGCGAAGCAGCACCACGAGAAAGCACAGACGCCUCCGCCGGGACGAGUCCCCCCGCGGAGAGUGCAGUGAGGGACGGGCCGUGCCUCGAGGCCGUACCGGCCCCGCUGCCCUCGGGGGCCGAGCCGGCACUGCCAGCUGCGGCGGACUUGGGCAAGGCCAGCGCGUCUUCCUCCCCGCCACCCCCGGCCGACUUGCCCGGGCCCGACGUGCCGCAGAGUGACCCUCCCGCCCUCAGCGCGCCCGCCGGGAGCGUGCCGGCAGCCUACAUCGCGGUCACUCCCAAGAUCGGCAUGGGCAAGCCUGCCAUCACCAAGCGGAAGUUCUCCCCGGGAAGACCCCGGUCCAAGCAGGGGGCAUGGAGCGCCCACCGCGCCCUGAGCCCGCCUCCCUGGGCCCCCGACAUUUCAGAAGGCCGGGACAUUUUUAAACCCAGGCAGCUUCCUGGCGGUGCCAUUUGGAGCAUCAAAGUGGGCCGCGGGGCCGGAUUCCCAGGGCGCCGGAGACCGCGAGGCGCCGGACUUGCGGGACGUGGCGGCAGAGGCCGGUCCAAGUUGAAAAGUGGCCUCGGGGCCGUGGUGCUGCCUGGGGUGUCGGCCGCAGACCUGGCGUCCAGCAAGGAGGAGGAGGAGAACUCCAUGCACAACACCGUCGUGCUCUUCUCCAGCAGCGACAAGUUCACGCUGCACCAGGACAUGUGUGUGGUGUGCGGCAGCUUCGGCCAGGGCGCCGAGGGGCGGCUGCUGGCCUGCUCGCAGUGUGGCCAGUGCUACCACCCCUACUGCGUCAGCAUCAAGAUCACCAAGGUGGUGCUGAGCAAGGGCUGGCGGUGCCUGGAGUGCACCGUGUGCGAGGCCUGCGGGAAGGCCACGGACCCCGGGCGGCUGCUGCUGUGUGACGACUGUGACAUCAGCUACCACACCUACUGCCUGGACCCGCCCCUGCAGACCGUCCCCAAGGGAGGCUGGAAGUGCAAAUGGUGUGUGUGGUGCCGGCACUGUGGAGCCACGUCUGCCGGCCUCAGGUGCGAGUGGCAGAACAACUACACGCAGUGCGCGCCCUGCGCCAGCCUGGCCUGCUGCCCUGCGUGCGGCCGCGACUACCGCGAGGAGGACCUCAUCCUGCAGUGCCGGCAGUGCGACAGAUGGAUGCAUGCGGUCUGUCAGAACUUAAACUCUGAAGAGGAAGUGGAGAAUGCGGCCGACAUGGGCUUCGACUGCAGCAUGUGCCGACCCUACAUGCCCGCGCCCAAUGUGCCUUCCUCGGACUGCUGUGAAUCUUCACUUGUGGCACAGAUCGUCACGAAAGUGAAAGAGCUGGACCCCCCCAAGACCUACACGCAGGACGGCGUGUGCCUGACAGAGUCGGGGAUGACGCAGCUGCAGAGCCUGGCAGUGGCCGUGCCCCGCCGGAAGCGCUCCAAGCCCAAGCUCAAGCUCAAGAUCAUCAACCAGAACAGCGUGGCCGUGCUCCAGACCCCACCCGAUGCCCAGUCCGAGCACUCGCGCGACGGCGAGAUGGACGACAGCCGAGAAGCAGAACUCAUGGACUGUGAUGGGAAAUCCGAGUCGAGCCCCGAGCGGGAAGCUGCCGAUGAUGAAACGAAAGGAGCGGAAGGAGCUGAGGGUGUUAAGAAGCGGAAAAGGAAACCUUACAGGCCAGGUAUCGGCGGAUUCAUGGUGCGCCAGAGAAGCCGGACCGGCCAGGGCAAGGCCAAGAGAGGCGUCGCCCGCAAGGACUCCUCUGGCUCCAUCCCCGAGCAGCGGCCCUGCCGGGAGGACGGCUGGAGUGAGCAGUUGCCAGAUGCUGUCGUCGACGAAUCUGUUUCUCUUACUGAGAACACUGAGAAAAUAAAGAAGAGAUACCGGAAAAGGAAAAAUAAGCUGGAAGAAACUUUCCCUGCCUACUUACAAGAGGCUUUCUUUGGGAAAGACCUUCUCGACACAAGCAGACAGAAACUGCCGCUGGAUACCCUCUCAGAAGACGCCGCUCAGCUUCCGUAUAAAACAAACCUGGGCGUGGGCUUUUUGGACCCACCCUUAGAUCCACUCCUCAGUUCAUCUUCGACUCCAGCCAAACCCGGAACUCAGGGCUCUGCUGACGACCCGCUGGUGGAUAUUUCCGAAGUAUUAAACACGGACGAGGACAUCCUUGGCAUCAUCUCCGAUGACCUUGCGAAGUCAGUGGACCCUUCAGGUCUUGGUUUGUGCACUUUCCAGGGUGAGAGCACACCUUUCCCAUUUGCCGGGCUGGACGUCGGUCCUGGCGCUGACGCCCCUUCCUCUCUGCCUCAGCCGAGUGUCACCCCGAGCUCUCGACCUCUGAGCGCAGAGCAGCUGGACGGGCUCCUGAGUCCUGAGCUGGACAGGAUGGUCGCCGACGGGGCGAUCCUCGGGAAGCUGUACAAGAUCCCAGAGCUCGGCGGCAAGGACGUGGAGGACUUGUUCACGGCCGUGUUCAGCCCCGUGACGGCGCAGCCGCCCCCGCCCGCGGCCCCGCAGCUGCUGCCCCCGCACAGCCAGGAUGUCUUCUCCCGGAUGCCGCUCAUGAACGGCCUCAUCGGGCCCGCGCCUCACCUCCCGCACAAUUCCCUGCCUCCGGGAAACGGCCUGGGAACCUUCUCUCCGUACGCGGACACCCGGGACAAAAAUCCAGCAUUUAAUUCCAUGGCAAAUGAUCCUCACAGCUCGUGGGCAGCGUCCACCCCCGCCGUGGACGGCGACAGUGACACCAUGUCCAAUGCGCAGAGAAGUAGCCUGAAGUGGGAGAAGGAGGAGGCCCUGGGCGAGAUGGCCACGGUCGCCCCAGUGCUCUACACGAACAUCAACUUCCCCAGCCUCAAGGAGGAGUUUCCUGACUGGACCACCAGAGUGAAGCAGAUCGCGAAGCUGUGGAGGAAGGCCAGCUCGCAGGAGAGAGCGCCAUACGUGCAAAAAGCGCGCGAUAACCGGGCCGCUUUACGCAUCAAUAAAGUGCAGAUGUCCAACGAGUCGGCGAAGCGGCAGCAGCAGGAUGGCCUGGAGCCCGGCGCCCGCUCCGAUGCCGACAUCUUCAAGGACCCACUCAAGCAGCGCGAGUCGGAGCACGAGCAGGAGUGGAAGUUCCGCCAGCAAAUGCGGCAGAAGAGCAAGCAGCAGGCCAAGAUUGAGGCCACGCAGAAGCUGGAGCAGGUGAAGAACGAGCAGCAGCAGCAGCAGCAGCAGCAGCUGCUCCACCCGGGGCCCCUCCCGGCGCCCCCCGGGCCGGACACGCCCGGUAGCGGCCUCCGCAGCCCCCUGACCCCACAGCCCCCAGGCACCCCCACCUCCGCCCCCGACGACGUCUUCCUCAAGCCCCAGGCUCCCCGGCCGCCCCCGGCCCCGUCCCGGGGUCCCGCCCUUGAGAGCCUGGCACCCCCGCAGGCCGCCCCGGCCGCGGCCCCGCACGUGUUUCCCGCGGGCCGACCCCCCCGGCCCCUCUCUCCCGGGGACCCGUACGUGAAGAUGGUUGGCACCCCCAGGCCGCCCCCCUCGGGCCCCGGCUUCCCCAGGAGGUCACCCGCAGCGCUCGGGGAGGGCUGCGGCCCCCUGCCCCCUGGCCCCAGGCCCUGCGCCUCCUCCCCGGCCAGCGCCGACCCCUACUCGAAGCCCCCGGACACGCCGAGACCCCAGAUGCCCGACCCCUUCCCCAAGCCCCCGGGCCUCCCCCGGCCCCCGGCCCUGCCGGAGCAGCCAUCCAGAGGGGCCCCGGCCGCCGGUGCCAGCGACCCGUUCACAAAGCCACCCCUGAGGGCCGACGUGUUCCAGCGACCGAGGGUCCCAGACCCGUACGCUCGGCCCCUGCUGACCCCGGGCCCCCUCGACGGCGGGCCCUUCAAGACCCCCAUGCAGCCCCCACCCUCCCCCCAGGACCCAUACGGGCCCAUGUCCCAGGCACCCAGGCGCUUGCCUCUGGACCCUUACGACAGGCCCCCCCUGACGCCCCGGCCUGUGGAUAACUUCGCUCACGCCCAGCCCGGUGACCCGUAUGGCCAGCCAGGCCUGCCGGACCCCCUAACUCACCCCCCGAGGCCCUUUGGCCAGCUCGGAGCCGUGGCACGGCCAGCAUCUCAGGACCCCUAUGCCCAGCCGCCAGGGACGCCCAGACCGGUGGUCGAGUCGUACUCACAGCCCUCAGGAACCCCUCGCCCCAACCCGGACCCUUACUCGCAGCCUCCCGGGACCCCCAGGCCCCCCGCCAUCGACCCCUAUAGCCAGCAGCCACCCACGCCACGGCCGCCGGCACAGGCAGAUCUGUUUGCCGCGUCUGCCGCCAGCGCGAGGCCUCCGGACCCGUAUGCUCAGCCCCCAGGGACACCGCGGCCUGGCCUUCCCGUCCCCUACCCGCAGCCACCAGCAGCGCCGAGGCCCCCCCGGGCCCCCGAGGGCUUUGCUCGGUCCGUGAUGGCGCGGCCAGGCCUCGUGCCCAGCCAGGACCCCUUCCUGCAGCCCGGCCCGUUGGCGCGGCCCCCCGAGGCCUUCCCUCAGCCCCCGCGGGCUCCCGGCCCCGGCCUCGCCGAUGCCUUCCCCCACGGCUCCCCCUCGGCGGCCCGAGACCCCUACGAGCAGCCGCCCAGGACGCCGCGACCUCAGCCCGACGCCUUCGGGCCAGCCCAGGUGCCUCACGACGCUGCCGACCAGCCGAGACCCGGGUCCGAGGGAAGCUUCGGGGCGCCUUCUGGCUCGCCCAUGAACCCUCAAGGCCAGCCGUUCCCCAGCGGCCCCCAGCUUCCCGGCCCUGCGCCCCCGCCCGCAGCCCCGGACACCCAGAGCACCGUGGACACGGAGAAGAUGAGACAGCGGCAGAAGCUGCGGGAGAUCAUUCUCCAGCAGCAGCAGCAGAAGAAGCUGGCCAGCCGGCAGGAGAAGGCGCAGAAGCCGCCCGCGCCAGCCCCGGCCCCUCUGCAACACUGGCAGCCUGACGGCGUCAGCCAAAACUUCAGCCGCCCGCCGCCCCCCUACCCCGGGAGCCUGCGGCCGCCCGCCGGCCCCUCGCUCGGGCCCAGAUACGCCGUCUUCCCCAAAGACGCGCGUGGCCCCUACCCACCCGACGUGGCUGGAAUGGGUGCGAGGCCACAUGGAUUCAGAUUUGGGUUUCCCGGAGGUGGCCACGGCGCCCUGCCGGGCCAGGAAGGCCUCCUGGUGCCUCCUCAGCCCGUGCCGGCCUCGGGCGUCCCCCCGCUGCUGCGGAGGUCCAUGUCGGUGGACAUGCCCCGGCCCUUGAGCAGCGCCCAGCUGGGCCCCCACUACCCCCAGCACCACGUCCUGGGCCAGGCCUUCAUUGAGCUGCGGCACCGCGCCCCGGAGGGCCGGCCCCGGCUGCCCGCGGCCACCGCACCCUCCGCGGCCCUGGAGGCGCCUCCGCACCCAAGACACGGAAGUUUCAUGCCCCGGACAGACUUCGCGGCCCCCAGACAGGCCGACCCUGUGCGACACGCCUCCCAAGGGCUGCCCGGGCAGCCCCCUGCCCACCCCGGGCUCGAGCCGCUGCCCCCACCCCAGCAGCCGCCCGGCCCCCUCGCCCCCGCCAGCUCCAUGGCCCCUCGGCCGCUGAGCCACCCUCUGGGGGCCGACUUCGCCGAGGCCGCGCUGCCCACCCCGCCGCCGGCCGAGCAGCCGGCCGGGAACCUGGAGAUGGGCCCCCCGCCGGCGGACAGCCUGGAGGAGAAACUGGACGCCGACGACCCGUCCGUGAAGGACCUGGACGUGAAGGACCUUGAGGGGGUGGAGGUCAAAGACCUGGACGACGACGACCUCGAGAACCUGAACCUCGACCCGGAGGACGGCAAGGGGGACGAGCUGGACACGCUGGGGACCCUGGAGGCCAACGACCCGCACCUGGACGACCUGCUGCGCUCCGGCGAGUUUGACAUCAUCGCCUACACGGACCCAGAGCUGGACCUGGGCGACAAGAAGGGCAUGUUCAGCGCGGAGCUGGACCUGCACGUGCCGCUCGACGACAAGCUGGAGAACCCGUGUGCGUCCGCCGAGCCCCCCAAAAAGGAGCCGGAGGACAAGGCCGCGCUCCCCACUGGGCCGUGCUCCCCCUGGAGGAAGCCUGCGGCCCCCGGCGAGAUCAAAGCGGAAGCGCCCUCCCCGGCGCCCAAGGCGGAGGGCCGGGGCGACCCCGAGCAGAUCGAGGAGGGCAAGGGCGGUGCCGGCACGCCCUGCUCCCAGGCCUCGGCGCACACGGACGCCCCCGAGGGCGAGAAGGAGGCCUCCCCGCCCCGGGACCCGGAGCGGCCGGAGAGCAGGACUGACGGGGAGGCUCCGGGUGCCAGUGGCAGCGCGGGGCCCGGGGGCAGCCCACCGGCCCCCGACGGCACACUCGGCCCCCGAGGCCUCCCAGGCGCCACCCCGGUGCUGUCCAGCCUGCUCGCCGCGGGGGAGAAGUCGGACCCGGCCGACAGCAGGCCCUCCCCGCCGGCCCCCAUGCCGGCCUCCCCCGCCGACCCCGCCCCACCGCCCGUGCCGCCGCCGGGCCUGGCUCUGGACGGCGCCGGCAGCUGCGCUGUGAGCGGGGCCUCGCGGCUCAAGCACGCCUUCCCACCCGCCGUGCCCGCCUCCCCCGGCUUCCUGCCCGGGCCCGCGCCCGCUGCCCACGGAUUCGGGCCGGGAAAGCCCCCCGGCCAGGUGGUGCCCCCGCCGCUGAUGGCCCCGCAGAGCCGGGAGCGGCCCCUGCUGCUGGAGGAGCAGCCGCUGCUCCUGCAGGACCUGCUGGACCAGGAGCGGCAGGAGCAGCAGCAGCAGCGGCAGAUGCAGGCCAUGAUCCGCCAGCAGCGCGCCGAGCCCUUCUUCCCUGGCGUAGAUUUCGAUGCGAUCACAGACCCGAUCAUGAAGGCCAAGAUGGUGGCUCUGAAGGGCAUCAACAAGGUCAUGGCCCAGAGCAACAUGGGCAUGUCAGCCAUAGCGAUGACCAGGUUCCCCUUCAUGGGCCAGACAGUCCCGGGGGCCCCGAGCGGCGACGGCCAGACCCUCCUGCCACAGGCCAUCACUCAGGAUGGCAGUAUAACACAUCAGAUUUCUAGGCCUAAUCCUCCAAAUUUUGGUCCAGGCUUUGUCAAUGACGCCCAGCGCCAGCAGUACGAGGAGUGGCUCCAGGAGACGCAGCAGCUGCUGCAGAUGCAGCAGAAGUACCUGGAGGAGCAGAUCGGCGCCCACCGCAAGUCCAAGAAGGCGCUGUCCGCCAAGCAGCGCACCGCCAAGAAGGCGGGCCGCGAGUUCCCCGAGGAGGACGCCGAGCAGCUGAAGCACGUCACAGAGCAGCAGAGCAUGGUCCAGAAGCAGCUGGAGCAGAUCCGCAAGCAGCAGAAGGAGCACGCGGAGCUGAUGGAGGACUACCGCCUGAAGCAGCAGCAGCACUGCGGCCCGGCCCGCGCCCAGCCCGGCUUCCCCAUGGGGCCACACCCCCCGCCCGGCCACGGCGGCCCCGCCAGGAUGCCCGGCCUGCCCGGCUGGCAGCCGGCCCCCACCCCGGCGCACCUGCCCCUCGCGCCCCCUCGCCUGCCAGCCCCCGGGGCACCCCCGAGCGGGCCACCGCCCCGAGUGGAGUUUGACGACAACAACCCGUUCAGCGAGAGCUUCCAGGAGCGCGAGCGCCAGGAGCGGCUGCGGGAGCAGCAGGAACGGCAGCGCGCACGGCUGGUGCAGGAGGCGGAGCGGCAGCAGGCGCGGCAGCAGCGGCUGGAGCUGGCCGCCCGCCCGCCCGCACCCCCCGGCCCCUUCUGCAACUUCCUGCAGCCCCCGCGGGCCCUGCCGCCAUCCCCUCAGCACCCGCCGCCACCGCCAAGCCUGCAGGGGCCCCUGGGCUCGCCCCCAGCCCCCGCCUUCCUGCCGGCCGCCGAGCGCCGGCCCGUGGGCCCCCCGGCCUUCGUCCCCGACGCGCCAGCCGUGCCCGGCGGGAGCCCCUCCUUCCACCCCGGGCGGCCGGCCCACGGCUACCCGCAGUGCCCGCCGCUGCCCGCCGCCCUGCCUGCCACCCCGCCCGUCACCGGCGCCCCCUGCGGCCAGGACCCCGCGGCCGGCCACGCCCAUGGCUACCCGGGCUCUGCGCAGGCGCUCCUCCAGCUGUACGCGGACAUCAUCCCUGAGGAGAAGGGCAGGAAGAAGCGGACGCGCAAGAAGAGGAAGGACGAGGACGCGGAGCCCGCCAGGGGCCCCCCUACGCCGCACUCGGACACCACGGCCCCGCCCACCCCGGGCCCCUCGGAGGCCGCCUCCACACCCACCCUGAGCACGCCCGGCGAGCCGCCCCCCCUGCCCGGGGACCCCGAGGCCGGGGACGCGGACACGGACAGUAAACCGGCCAGCGCCGACCUCCUGCCCGGCCCCCCCGACCAGCUGCCGCUCCCCGGCCCUGAGGCGGGAGCCCCGGCCCGGGAGGUCCCCGCCGCCCCCGAGGACGAGGUGAAGGCGGAGAGCACCGAGCAGGAGCAGAGCCCUGGCCCCAGUGGGCCCAAAGCCGAAGAACUGGGGGACGCGGCCUCGGGCGAGCCCACCCCCUCGGGCCCCAGCCCGGCCCCCGCCGCCAGCAACGAGCUGCUGAAACACCUGCUGAAGAACAAGAAGGCGGCACUGAGCGGCAGGAGGCCCGCUGACCCGCAGGCCCCGGCCGAAGGCCCGCCGACUCUGGGGGCGCCGCUGCACGCCGGUCUGGGAUGUGGCGGCAGCCAGGUGCCACAGACAGACGGUGGAUGCGAGAGCAGGAAACAGCGGAGCAAGCGCGCCCAGAGGACCGGGGAGAAGGCGGCGCCCCGCUCCAAGAGACGGAAAAAGGAGGAGGAGGAGAAGCAGGCCGUGUACCCCGGCCCCGGCAGCUUCGCCCACUUGAAACAGCAGCUCUCUCUGCUCCCCCUGACGGAGCCCGUGAUCGGAGUGAACUUUGCGCACUUUCUCCCCUAUGGCAGUGGCCAGUUCCCCCGCGGCUCCCGGCUCCUCGGGGCUUUCGGCAGCGGCACCCUUGAUGGGGUCUCCGAUUACUAUGCCCACUUGGUCCACAAGCAGAAUAAUUUAAGUAAUCCUCCAACACCCCCUGCCUCUCUUCCUCCUACACCACCUCCUCUGGCCUGUCAGAAGAUGGCAAACGGCUUUGCGACGACUGAAGAGCUUGCUGGGAAAGCCAGUGUGCUCGCCAGCCACGAAGUGACCAAAAGCCUCGGCCCUAAGCCCUUCCUGCAGCCGUUCAGGCCCCACGAGGACCUGCUGGCUAGAGCCAUGGCCCAGGGCCCGAAGACGGUCGAUGUCCCGGCCUCGCUCCCGACCCCGCCGCACAACAACCAGGAGGAGUUGAGGCUGCACGACCACGGCGGCGAGCGGGACAGCCCCGACAGCUUCGUCCCCUCCUCGUCCCCCGAGAGCGUCGUGGGCGCGGAGCUGAGCCGGUUCCCCGACCUGUCCCUGGUGAAGCAGGAGCCGGGGGAGCCCGUGCCCUCGCCCAUCAUCCCCCUGCUCCCCAGCAGCGCUGCCAGAGACGCCAGGAGGGACGCCAUCAAGGCCGAGCCGGGCACGUUCUUUUUCACGCCGCCAUUCGGUGCUCCCACAAACGGCCCCAGGUCGGGGCUGAUUUCUGUAGCAAUCACCCUGCAUCCUACAGCUGCUGAGAACAUUAGCAGUGUUGUGGCUGCAUUUUCCGAUCUCCUCCACGUCCGCAUCCCCCACAGCUACGAGGUUAGUAGUGCUCCAGAUGUUCCAUCCGUGGGUUUGGUCAGUAGCCACAGAGUAAACCCAGGUAUGGAGUAUCGACAGCAUUUAUUUCUUCGUGGGCCUCCACCAGGACCUGCACACCCUCCCCGGCUAGCGAGCUCUUUCCGGCUGAAGCCGCCUAGUGGCUCGCUGCCUCCAGCCAGCAACGGGCUUCCCGCCUGCAAGGACUCGAUGGCCAGCGCCCCGGACAGCGCGGGCCCCCGGCCCCAGUGGUGCUGCCACUGCAGAGUGGUCAUCCUCGGGAGCGGGGUGCGCAAGUCCCCCCGGGACCUGACCUUCCUGAGCAAGGAGUCUCGGGAAGGCGCCGGCCGGGUGGAGAAGGACGCUGUCUUCUGCAGUAACAACUGUUUCCUUCUCUAUUCCUCAACCGCACACGCGCAGGGCUCAGAGAGCAAGGCCGGCAGCCCUCUGCUCCCGCCGUCACCGCUGCGGGAAGCCCCGGCCCGGUCGUGCCACCACUACAGCACCAACGUCUCGGCCCUGGACGUGCGCUGCCUCCCCCGGCUGCAGGACAGCGCCUCGCCGCCCGCCUCGCCGCCCCUCGCCUUCCCCCCCGCGCUGCAGGCGGCCCGCGUGGAGGCCAAGCCCGACGAGCUGAAGGUCACCGUGAAGCUGAAGCCCCGGCUGCGCGCCGUGCCCGGCCCCGAGGAUUGCCGGCCGCUGAGCAAGAAGUGGCGCGGCAUGAAGUGGAAGAAGUGGAGCCUGCACAUCGUCAUCCCCAAGGGCUCCUUCACGCCGCCCGGCGAGGAGGAGAUCGACGAGUUCCUGCAGCGGCUGGGCGCCUCGCUCAAGCCUGACCCCGCGCCCCGGGACCACCGCAAGUGCUGCUUCUGCCACGAGGAGGGCGACGGGCUGACGGACGGGCCCGCACGGCUGCUCAACCUGGACCUGGACCUGUGGGUGCACCUCAACUGCGCGCUCUGGUCCACUGAGGUGUACGAGACGCAGGCGGGCGCCCUCAUCAACGUGGAGCUGGCUCUGCGGCGCGGGCUGCAGAUGAAGUGCGUGUGCUGCCACCGCACGGGCGCCACCAGCGGCUGCCACCGCUUCCGCUGCGCCAACGUCUACCACUUCACCUGCGCGCUCCGGGCCCAGUGCAUGUUCUUCAAGGACAAGACGAUGCUGUGCCCGGCGCACCGGCCCAAGGGCGUGCACGAGCAGGAGCUGAGCUACUUCGCCGUCUUCCGGCGCGUGUACGUGCAGCGCGACGAGGUGCGGCAGAUCGCCAGCGUGGUGCAGCGCGGCGAGCGCGAGCACACCUUCCGCGUGGGCAGCCUCAUCUUCCACGCCAUCGGGCAGCUGCUGCCGCAGCACAUGGCGGCCUUCCACUCGCCCAAGGCGCUCUUCCCCGUGGGCUACGAGGCCAGCCGCCUCUACUGGAGCACGCGCCAUGCACACCGCCGCUGCCGCUACCUCUGCUCCAUCGAGGAGAAGGACGGCCGGCCCGUGUUCGUCAUCCGCGUGCUGGAGCAGGGCCACGAGGACCUGGUGCUCAGCGACAGCUCGCCCAAAGGUGUCUGGGACAAGAUUCUGGAGCCCGUGGCGUCCGUGCGGAAGCACUCGGAGAUGCUGCAGCUGUUUCCCGCCUACCUCAAAGGGGAAGACCUCUUCGGCCUGACUGUGUCCGCGGUGGCCCGGAUCGCUGAGUCGCUGCCGGGGGUGGAGGCCUGUGAGAACUACACCUUCCGCUACGGCCGGAACCCGCUCAUGGAGCUGCCGCUGGCCGUGAACCCCACGGGCUGCGCCCGCUCGGAGCCCAAGAUGAGCGCCCACGUCAAGAGGUUCGUGUUAAGGCCGCACACGCUCAACAGCACCAGUGCCUCCAAGUCCUUCCAGAGCACCGUGACCGGGGAGCUGAGCGCGCCCUACAGCAAGCAGUUCGUGCACUCCAAGUCCUCGCAGUACCGGAAGAUGAAGACCGAGUGGAAGUCGAACGUGUACCUCGCCCGCUCUCGCAUCCAGGGCCUGGGCCUCUAUGCGGCCCGGGACAUCGAGAAGCACACGAUGGUCAUCGAGUACAUCGGGACCAUCAUCCGCAACGAGGUGGCCAACCGGAAGGAGAAGCUGUACGAGUCCCAGAACCGGGGCGUGUACAUGUUCCGCAUGGACAACGACCACGUGAUCGACGCCACCCUCACCGGGGGGCCUGCCAGGUACAUCAACCACUCGUGCGCGCCCAACUGCGUGGCGGAGGUGGUGACCUUCGAGAGAGGCCACAAGAUCAUCAUCAGCUCCAACCGCAGGAUCCAGAAAGGAGAGGAGCUCUGCUACGACUACAAGUUCGACUUCGAGGACGACCAGCACAAGAUCCCGUGCCACUGCGGCGCCGUGAACUGCCGCAAGUGGAUGAACUGAGCCCGGCCCCGCAGUCUCGGCCCGGAGGGCUGGUUUUCUGCUGCAGAACUUUUUGGAAACGAGCUUCCGGAGCUCUGGUUCCCUCGGCCCGCGCCUUCCCGCCGACGGCCGUGGCCCCGCGUCCUGUGGCCGGGCGCGCCCAGGACGGUCCAGCACUUUUUGUUUCUUUUUCUUUCUUUGGUCUUUUGUGGGUGGGUUUCGUUUGUCUGUCUUGGGUCUCACUGAGGAGAAACUGAUACUGGGGCACAGAGCCGACGGCUGCCCUGCCCGGCGGGGCCUUCCUAUGAAUGUAAGACUGAGAUCACCAGCGGAGGGGACGUCCCAGAGCUGGCCACGGCCUCGAGACGGUUGGACUCGCGUAGACGCCACUGAAGCAGGAAUGUACGGACGCCCCUCGGGGCGGGGGCUGAGGGAUGGUAACUUGCACUAAACACACUUAAAUACUUGAUUCCAUGAGUCAGUUUAUUGUAGUUUUUGAUUUCUGUAAAAUAAGAGAAACUUUUUGUAUUUAUUAUUGAAUAAGUGAAUGAAGCUAUUUUUAAAUAAAAGUUAGAAGAAAGCCAAGCUGCUGCUGUUACCUGCAGAACUAACAAACCCUGUUACUUUGUACAAAUGUAAAUAUUUUGAGAAAAAGAAUUACAGUAUAAAGAUAGUUAUUGACCAAAUGCUACCAGGCCCUGCAGCAGCUCGGGUGCUUAUAAAAUGUUCAUAGGGAUGUUACAAUAUAAUUUUGUGUUCCUAAAUAUGCCAUUAUAAUUAUGUAAUAACCAAAUUUUCGACCUAGGGUGUUUGGGACUUUUUGGGACGGAAGGUUUCUUAGUACUUGGCUGUUUUAUACACCUUCCUUCCGCCGGGACGAAGCGUGUGCUCUGACUACCACUUUUAUAGCUGUUUUGGUAAUUUAAACUAAUUUUUUCAUAUUAUAUUGUUGCAUCCCUACUUCUUCAGUCAGGUUUUUUGUGCUUACAAUUUGUGAUAACUGUGAAUAACUGCUUACAAAUACACCCAAAUGGAGGCUGAAUUUUUCUUCAGCGAGAGUAGUUUUGAUUAGGACUUCGUUUCGCCACCGAGAAUCAUGUAAACACACAGGACGGCGCGGGGCUCAGGCCUCCCCCCCGCGCGGGCCUCGGCGGGCUGGGGCGGCCGCGCGCGGCCCAGGGUCUGGGGACGAUGUGAUUUUAAACGUGUUUGUAUGAACUGUUUGUUUACAUUUCUUUAAUAAAAGAACACACUGUUUUGUGUUUGCUCGUAGAAAUUUAAUCCACAUUUGGAACCAGUUUAGCUUUUGAUUUCGUACUUACAAUUCCGGUACUGACUUUCCGGGCCCAGCAGGGGGGGGUUUCAGCACGCGGUCCCAGGGGGCCGAGAGCUGAGGCGGCCCAGUCGCGGGUUCUGAACCUGUAAUGUACAUGGCAUGAUGUAUUUUUAUCGGACAGAAUAAAUCAAUUGUAUAUAUUUUUCUCUUGAUAAAUAGCUGUAUGAGAUUUGUUUCUUGAAUAUUUUUCUUCUCUUGUACAAUAUUCUACAUCCUGCCAGUAUUCGUCCCCCUGGGUCUCUGGUUCGUUCUGUUUUCUGUUCUGUACCAUAGUAUCUAAUGUUGGCAAAAUUGAAUUUUUUGAAGUAUACAGAGUGUUAUGGGUUUUGGAAUUUGUGGACACAGAUUUAGAAGAUCACCAUUUACAAAUAAAAUAUUUUACAUCU